AUGGAUAAAACGAAAAGCAAAAAACAAAUUGGCAACGCCAAAGGGAAGAAACCCGCUAAGAAGGUCAUAAAAAAAGUUGUAAAAAAAGUUUUGGGGAAGAAAAAAAAAACGGUCAAAAAACUUAAGGCAGUUCGAUUAUAUGAGAAAGGAGUGAUCUUGGGAUACAAGAGAUCUCAAAGAAACCAAGACCCCAACUUUACCCUUAUUUCGAUAAGGAAUGUGCAUACGAAAAAGCAUGCCCAGUUUUAUGUGGGCAAAAGGAUUGCCUACGUAUACAGGACGAAUAAGCACCAUGACGGAGUGAAGAUUAAGUGCAUAUGGGGAAAGGUAUGCAGAACGCACGGAAACAGCGGAGUGAUUCGCGCAAGAUUCAGAAGCAAUAUCCCUCCUAAGGCCUUUGGAGACAGAGUCAGGAUACUCAUGUACCCGUCGAACAUUUGA
Plasmodium inui San Antonio 1 is the source of this 441-nucleotide messenger RNA. RefSeq names its product 50S ribosomal protein L35Ae. Bases 1 to 441 code for a protein of 146 amino acids. The transcript is spliced from 3 exons. Gene Ontology annotation, cellular component: ribosome; cytosolic large ribosomal subunit. The record is from RefSeq and is a predicted model, not a curated record. Gene Ontology annotation, biological process: ribosomal large subunit biogenesis; cytoplasmic translation. Lineage: Eukaryota; Apicomplexa; Aconoidasida; Haemosporida; Plasmodiidae. Gene Ontology annotation, molecular function: structural constituent of ribosome.